Molecule: messenger RNA, 1469 nt
Organism: Mya arenaria
Lineage: Eukaryota; Metazoa; Mollusca; Bivalvia; Myida; Myidae
Product: receptor-interacting serine/threonine-protein kinase 1-like
Exons: 3
Coding region: 458-997 (179 amino acids)
Biological process (GO): signal transduction
Molecular function (GO): protein binding
Source: RefSeq, a predicted model, not a curated record
CCGACAGAACUAGUCCGGAAAACUUAUGACCGAAAAUAACCAAAUUUUCGCAUUUUAAUCAUACCCGUGAAUUGUCGUUUUUUGUUCAGUAUAGUAAUCAUUAAGAAAGUAAUAUUACAUAAUAUAAUAAUACAGUCGCGAACAAAGUCAUUAAAUACGACUACAAAUAUAUAUGGCGCGAAACUGAAACAUGUGGAAACCACGGCGGUGACGUUUGAUACAUUCGGAACUCCUCGGCCAUUCCGAAUGCGAUUGAUACUGUACUAUUUGUUCGGAUGCUAUUAAUAGCCAACUACGCCAUUGGAAAAAAACCAACGUUUGGUUUUGCAGUGUAAUUCGUAUAUAUAAUAUAAACUGGAUAAAGCUGGAGCUUUACAGAUUGGCAUAACAUAAAAUUGUAUGUGACUUGUUUAAUGUGCAACUAACUAAACCACUAGCAAAUAACAAAAUUUGCAAAAUGAAAGUUGAUUCGAGCAGCGAAAGCGAAAGUGAGUGGGAGGAUUUUGAGGGACUCCAUGGUUUCGGCCCGGGCACAACAGUAAUCCAAUCGGGUGGAGAAACAACAAUCAUACCAGCAGGUUGUAGUGUUCAAAUCUCCGGGAUGACAGGCCUCACUAUCGGCGCCAAUAACUACACGGUCGUGGAAAGAAACGGGACACAUAGGGCACGUUCGCGCAAUCACGGUCACAGAAAACACACUCGUUCAAGGUCACCACCCGUCAGAACAGAUUCAACAACGCCGGUAUCAAAUUCAAAUAUGAACCAUAUUUGUAACAACAUCGGGGGCCGAUGGCGCAGGCUAGGUGCCGCUCUUGGUGAGACGCGGGGCGCCUUGGAGGCUAUCGAGUAUGACUUUCGGACAGAGGGGACGUAUGAAAUGGCCUGGCAGAUGCUCCUCAGAUGGCGACGUCGGAACGGAAGUGGAGCGACCGUUGGCCGUCUCGUGAAAUGCCUCUUGGAAAUAGGCGAGUCGGAGUUAGCCAAAGAAAUGCCUUGAAAGGGUACGAGAGUGUGACUGGGUCAAUAUUCUCGAAAUGGACAUAUCCAGGAACAUAUUGGUAUAGUCUCCGAACCGUCCAUCAUCCACUGUGACAGUUAAGAAUGGGUAACGGAUCAUUUUUUAUCGAAAUCAUUGGUAAAAGCUAGGACCAAUUACACCUACUCCUAGGUCAAAGUAACAUUUGUCACCGUCCGAAACAUGAAGGACAUUAUGUGUUAGCAUGUCUUGUUAACAAUGCCUAGAGAAUGUUGUGCUUUUUAUUUCUGAACUUUUGAGACAACGUUUGUUUCUUUGUGUGCAUUUCGGAAAUCCAGAUCAGACCGAGUUUGUUUAUAAUGUACGACGUUAUCAUAUACGACUUCACCAAUAAAAAGUUUGUAUAUGUUGAAUGUGUAGUUAUUCAAACUCAUUUGUUGCAAAUUUAAUGUAAAAUACCAUUAUUUGUUUUCAAUAAAAAAGUUAACCCGUG